UGUCUGGACAAAUGUUAGAAUUACCAUACCCAUACCCAUAUCCACGCCUGUACCCAUAUUCACGCCUGUACCCAUAUUCGUCCGAGCAGGCAACAGAAUACAAUACAUAACACUGACGCUCAAAUCUCCGGCCACCGAAUCAUCAUGGAUUCAAACACAGUCGAUCCACAAGUCCCCGUUGCCACCGAUCCUCUCUCGGACCAAUUCACCUCUCUGAACGACCUAGCACACGAGCUCGCAUCUCUCCAAGACCUAGCCACCAGAGGCAGUUGGCGAUCAAUCCUCGACAAAGUCACGCGUGCUCGCUCGCUCUCUCUCCUCAACACUCCUCACGACCACCUCACUUACCUCGCUUACAACGUCCUCGCUCUCUCUAAGCUACGCCGUUUCAAGGACGCUCUCACAGAGCUUGAUUCCCUUGACGAUUUCGACUCACACCAUUACUUUUACCAAACCUACCCUAAAAUCUACCCCAACCGGUCCGGUUCCAUGGUUCCUUUCUGUCUCCGGUGGUUACACGCGCUUAUUCCUUUGAAAUUAGGUAAUCGACAAGAUGGAUUGGAUAGGUUUUAUUUGUUGCUUGAUUUUGUUCGUGAAAAGGUAAAGGUUAAAAAACAAGAAAAUGACGUGGCGGUUAAAAUGUGGAGAAAAAGAGAGGUUUUUGUUAUGAAUGGAAUAAUUACCGAGCAUUUAAAGAAUAAAGAAUUUAGUGUUUGUUUAGGUUUGAUUAAUGAUUUAAUUUCUCAUAGUGGUGGUAAUUUAGAUCCUGUUUUGUUGUCAAAAUUAGGGCAUAUUCAGAUGCAAAUUGGUGAUUUAGAAGGAGCAAAAAUGUCAUUUGAUAACGUUGAGAAAUUGUUCAAUGAGAGAAAUGUUGAUGGUGAUGAGUUGUUGAGUGAGAUUGAGUUUAGGAAUUUGAUUAAUAGAAAUAAAGCAUUAGUGUAUUUAGUAGGGAAAGAUUAUGUGUCUGCGGUUAGAGAGUAUGAGGAGUGUAUUGAGAGAGAUGCGACGGAUGUUGUGGCCAUUAAUAAUAAAGCUUUAUGUUUGAUGUAUUUGAGGGAUCUAUCGGAUUCGAUUAAGGUUUUGGAGAAUUCACUCGAGAGAGUGCCUACCGUUGCUUUGAAUGAGACGCUUGUUGUGAAUUUGUGUAGUAUGUAUGAAUUGGCUUAUGUUAAUCACUCUGAUAUUAAGCGCACCCUCAGUAACUGGAUUUCUCGCGUUGCUCCCGAUGAUUUUGAUUCUUCUUGUACCAGGAUUUGAGUGCAGGUGACAGAUCAAGAAAAAUGCUGCCAAUUUACUCGAAAGUAUGUCAUAUCAUGCAACUUGGAUUGCUUUUUGUAUGUCAUCGCAUAGGCACAUUAUAUCAAAAGUGGCUUUGUUUCAAUUCCGAAAUCAAAAUUUCAUUAAAUCAGUUAUGUUUUUCA
Molecule: messenger RNA, 1421 nt
Organism: Ricinus communis (castor bean)
Lineage: Eukaryota; Viridiplantae; Streptophyta; Magnoliopsida; Malpighiales; Euphorbiaceae
Product: trafficking protein particle complex subunit 12
Exons: 2
Coding region: 145-1257 (370 amino acids)
Molecular function (GO): protein binding
Source: RefSeq, a predicted model, not a curated record